AUGAAGAAGAUUAGAAGCAGCGGUAAUUUUUAUGGUAAUUGCCCUCAAUGUAAUAAACCUCGGACUAACCUGAAAUUUUGUAUUAAUUGCCAACGUAAUUAUCACAUUGAAAAUUUUGAUAGGUGGUCGAGUGGUAAUUUGAAGAUUGACGAACUUAUUAGAUAUACACAGGUAAACUCAACUCAUCAUGAUCUUUUAGAGUGGAUCAAAUGGGACGACAUUGAACUUAUUGAAUACCGUGAUAAAGGUUGCUUUGGUGAAAUCCAUUCUGCGUACUGGUUGAGUGGUCCUUUGUCUAUGUGGGAUCGUGAUUUAGAGUACUAUAAUAGACAUGGCCCAACUAAAGUUGCUAUCAAAAAAAUUGAUAAUUCGCAAGAGCUCAGUCAAGAAUUCGUAAACAAACUGUAUGAGUUCCAUCGAUGUACAAAAAACAAUUACAUUGUAGAUUUUUUUGGUAUAACAUGUGACGAUACAUCUAAUUAUUGUUUGGUAUUAAAGUACUAUGAAGACGGAAAUAUCUAUAAAUUCCUUGACAAAUCAGAAGGACUAUUGUGUUGGCGAGAUAUAGUUGAGAUCAUUUGGUUGAUCGCUGGUGGAUUGAAAUGCAUACAUAGAGAAAAAUUAUGUCACGGAAAUUUUCAUUGUGGAAAUAUAUUGAUUGAUAAUAGAGGUGAUCUCCUUGAUGUUGCGAUUACUGAUGUUG
Entrophospora candida is the source of this 703-nucleotide messenger RNA. NCBI's taxonomy places the organism in Eukaryota, Fungi, Glomeromycota, Glomeromycetes, Entrophosporales, Entrophosporaceae. The record is from the annotation of a GenBank genome assembly.